UUUUUGUUAUGGAGUAAAAAAGCGAUUAUAAGCAAAUUUUCUGGAUCGGGCUAAUGCCCAUCCAUGAUAGGGCCGUGAAGCCCAAAACAUGGUUUUCAAAUUUAAAUCAGCGAAAAAAACAGCGAUCAAAGCGUCUCUCUCGGCUAUUUUCCCUCCAUGAACCUCGCUCGAGCAAGACAUUGUUUUCCACCAAAUUCUCCUAUGUAUUCCUAUCCCCAUUUUCAAUUUCUAGGGUUUCUCUUCUUCAAAUUCGAUCUGCAGACCCUCAAAUCCUUACAACGCUGCGGUUUCGAUCGAUCAAUCCUUCUUGUUGCUGCGUCAUCACGAGAAAAUAAUGACGAAGAAAGACAAAGAAGAGGAGAGAAUUGAGAAGAUAAUUCGCGGUCUUCUUAAACUCCCUGAAAAUCGUCGUUGCAUUAAUUGCAAUAGCUUGGGACCACAAUAUGUUUGCACAACCUUCUUCACAUUUGUUUGCACAAGCUGCAGUGGAAUUCAUCGGGAAUUUACGCAUAGAGUCAAAUCGGUUUCGAUGGCAAAAUUUAACGCGGAAGAAGUUAGUGCUCUCCAAGCAGGAGGGAAUGAGAGAGCGAGACAGAUUUAUUUGAAGCAUUGGGAUCCGCAGCGUAAUCAGCUUCCUGAUGGCAGUAAUCUACAAAAGCUUCGAGAUUUUAUCAAGCAUGUUUACAUGGAUAGAAGAUACAAUGGAGAGAAAAGUGAAGAGAAACUGUCAAGGCUGAGAUUGACUGACAAGGAGGAGUCUAGUGAGAACAGGAGGGCUGUUUUAUAUUCUGGUGGAUCUAGAACUCUGAACUAUGAAGAUAGACAAGGGCGGAGUGAAAGAUGUGGUUUUAGUGGAAGAACUGAUGACAAGACUUUCAGAUAUUAUGAUGAUGAAAGAAGAAGUCCUCGUUAUUCCCAAGAAAAUACAAGAUAUGGAGGUUUUAAGAAAAGUGCUGCUCACUUUGAGAUUGUUGAUGACAGGUUUCGAGAUGACAAAAUACGAAGUAUCAGGCAGACUGAUGUCCACCUGUUUUCACCGACAGAGUCCAGGUUUGGGAACAGGUCAUCUGACAUUCAAAAGAAUAAUGCCCCUGUGGUACGCCCUCUUAAAGAUAUUCUGGGGAAGAAUCUUCCGCCUCUACAGGUUGUUGAGCAUUCUAAAGCACCCAACGGGAAGGAUGCAUCUGUUCACAGUCAGACGCCCGCUUCUUCCUGCCCUAUGGCAUCUGCUGAUGGGAAUCCUGUGCAACAGAAAAGUAAUAAUUCAGAAAGCUCAGUUGAUUUAAAUGCUGAUUCCAAGUCCUCAAAUGCCGCGGCAGCACCAGUGGCGCUGGAGAAUCUUCCAUCCAGUGAAGAAGGCAAAUGCUCAUAUGAAUCCUCUGGAAAGGAGAACAUACCUCCAGUCCCAAAACCAAAUAUGUUGGAAUUUUUACUGAUGGAGUUGUCAAUUCCCUCAGUUACUCCUUUUGAUAAUACAUCUGAAAUACCAACUAGUGAUAACCCUUCAUCAGCUACAUCUGAAGAAAAUAUACUCAUGAGUAGUGGUGCUUCAGUAGCUGGGCCCUCAGGGCAUAUGUUUGCAUUACCAAGCAGUGGUGUUGAUUCUGCAACUGAUGCUUCUAUAACUGCAUCUGGAGACAAAAUGCCUGCUGGCAGUGUUUCACUACCUGUGGAGCAGAUGUUAACACUGCCCUGUAGCGCUGGUGCUUCUACAGCCGUGUCUGGAGGCACUGUGACUGUGGGAAGUGUUUCACUAGCUGCACCUGUGGUGCAGACAGCAACUGCAUCUGGGAUCAGCCUGCCUGAAGGUGACCCUGUACCAGCCGCGCCCUUGGAGGAGACAUUGACACUAAUCGAUGCUUUUGAUGCAUACAUAACCCCUUUAAAUACUUCUUUGCCAGUGCAACCUUCUAGUGCAGUUCCUCCACAAGCUGCGCUUGGUAACAAUGGUGACUCAACUUUCAAGGUUUCUGAUGGGCAACAGAUAUCCACCAUGCAACAACAGUCUUCUGCACUGCCUGCCAAUAAAAGCUCUACUGGACAACAGACUACUAAUACACCAGCUGGAGGGGUAAAUGACCAGAUCUGGACUUCAUCAAAUGUUCCUAAUGCUCAGGGACCUCCAGAUUUCCUCGGGGAAUACCCUUCUCAAGAUGUCUCGACACCAGCCCAAGAAUCCAAUUCUGAUGCCAAAUCCAAGCCUCUUGCAUCAGAAACAAAAUUUGGUGGAAGAAAGGAACUUCCAGUGGACCUUUUUACUACAACCACAUCCACUCCAGGCCCAAUUCCAGGCUGGCAAAUUUCUCCACCUUAUGGCAUGGGAUUUAACAUGCAAUAUUAUCCUAAUGCAACGCCUGUGCCAGCAUAUCCAAACCCAACAAAAUCUAUGAACCUGUUCAAUCUUAAUGGACAAUCCACUUCGGUACAAGCCCCACCUUUUCCUUCCAUGGGAAAUAUGCACAGUGGUCUCCCAAUGCAUACUUCCGCAUUUCCUCCACAGUCCCCACCCUUUGCGUCAGCCAUGCAUUGUGGUGGAUACAUGGGACAACAAGCAUACAUGAAUUUGCCUAAUUCCAGACCAAAAGGACCAGGCGACCUUGGCAGUGAGAGAUUUCCUUUUGGGUCCUUGGAUAUGGCUCAACAACCAACCAACGAAUACUUGCUCCCAACCUCCUCAAGUUCUCUUCCUUCAAGGGGAGGCAAUCCAUUUGGAUAGAUAAGAUUUGAAAUUCAAUUACAGUCCCAAAAUUUUCAGGACAAAAAUCUACCUUCCUUGCUGUCAAACAGGAACAAGCUGGCUGAAUGAGGUCUUGUCUUCUGUACCAAUGGCCAAGAGGAUGAUCAUAAACGGCUUCAAAAGAGCACAGAUCUGACCAUUUUGGAUGAAGUUAUAUUGCCCGAAUUAUGGUACUUAUCCGUAGUCAUCAUAUAAUGACCUAUUAUUUUGUUUCUUUUUUGCUCAUCUGGUGAAUUCUGCCAUCUCUCAUAGUUUGAUGGUAUGGUUAAUGCACUCCACUGGAGCGAGUUCCUUUCAGAUGUUUUCGUUAAUUAUGAAAUAUAAUGAAGAUAAAACAUGAAAUCGUAAUCUAAUAAGAGAAUGUCGUUUCAGUGAUCUAUAACACAUGGAGUUAGAAGCCUCUUUCAGCUUGUGCUUGUCCUCUGGAUCCUGUCGUAGACAAAUGUUGAGCAGCCACCAAUCACAUUUUAGCUAUAAUGGCAAAGGAUCUAACAAAUGUGAACAAGAAUGUCUCAGCGAAUCAUUUGUCUAUGUUCUAACAAAUAUCUGAUGCAGAACGUCUUGUAUUAUUUGAAGUUAGAAACUAUAAAUUACA
Messenger RNA from Populus euphratica (Euphrates poplar), 3332 nucleotides. RefSeq names its product probable ADP-ribosylation factor GTPase-activating protein AGD14. Lineage: Eukaryota; Viridiplantae; Streptophyta; Magnoliopsida; Malpighiales; Salicaceae. Gene Ontology annotation, molecular function: GTPase activator activity. The transcript has 13 exons. The record is from RefSeq and is a predicted model, not a curated record. Bases 335 to 2716 code for a protein of 793 amino acids.